UCAUGCGGAUUGUUCAAAAAGCUUAUGAAUUAUAGAGAAUAAUAUUAACCUAUGAUACUUCACUAAUUACGAAGGAGAAACGAAGGGCAAAUAUAAAGUGAUGAGAUUCCGAACACAUAUACUAAAAAAUAUGCUAGAUCGCAUGAAUAUACCAUAUGGUGACAACCAUGGUAUUUAAUUUCAUAUUUUAAAUAAAUUAUAAAAAAGUAAUUUACUGUAAUAUGAAACAAUUAAGUCCAUGAAUAAUUUCGAAAUAGUUAGCAAAUGUUGAGGCUUGUUCAAUGUUAAUUUUGUUGCUACAAUUUAUUUAUUCGUGGUUCAUGUUUGUCUGAUUUGCCGUUGUUAUAUGCAUCACGGGUACAUUCAAUAUUUAUCACUCGAGGUUUUGAUAUAACGGAAGUCUUGUUAUAUAUUAGUGUUAUGGUCUUACCUACAAGUUGUAAUCACUAAGUACAAGCUAGACCUAGACUCGAUGAUUGUAUGUGCUCAAUGAUUGUCUCUAGUUGGUUUCAUUUUUUGAUAGAUUAUAGUGAAUUUUAUUUACUUCUUAAAUUACGAAUCAAAUUCCACAUAAAGUGACACACAUAAUUAUGCGUUUACCGGCAGAGUUAGAUAAAUUUGCCUCCAUACAGAGUGCAUAUUAGAUGUUUGUAUCUAAUCUUUGUCCUUUCCAAAUUUAUAUGCAAAAUAUAUAUAUCUAUCUAUAAUAUUAUGGCAAUUCAAAAUUUAUUUUUUGCCACAUAAGCACUUGGAGAGAUCUCAAGUUGCCAAGGUGGACAAUUUUUUUACCAAAAAAAUAGUUAUUGACCUAUUUAUGGAGUUGUCCCUCUCUCUUCAUUUAAUAUUAAUUCUCUUUUAUCCAAUAAUUAUUUUGCUUUUGUUUUUGCAUUAUAUCUAUAAAUAAUAUAUGGACAGAAGGUUAUCAAACCGGUUUAGCAAGUGGAAUGGUUCUACCAGUGGUACAACCGAUUUGUGUCGGUUUAUGUCGGUUAAUUAAAUAUGUAGAAAUAUCAAAUGAAUAUAAUCAUAUAUAAACCAUAUUUGAAGACAAUUUACGUACAAUUCAUAUUGAUAUUUGAAUAAAAUAUGAUAUUUCAAAUAAAAUUACAUGUACUUAUACUUAAAUUCACUAAAACUACGUAUUUUACUUAGAAAUUUGUAAAACGAUCAUACCGGUCAUACCAAUGGUGUCAUGUCGAUUUCAUGACCGGUGUUGGUUGAAUGGUUCAACCGGUGGCAAGCCGACCGACGUGACAAUCAUGAUGGAGAGUGACAUAUAUAAGAUUUUUUUUUUGCAUUAUAUCGAUAUACGCAACAGUGUACUAAUGUUCGUAGAGUGACAUAUAUAUUACACUUUUCAAACAAAAAAAUAUAUGAUUAAAAAUUACUAUGUAAAUUUCUGCUCAUUUUUUACUAAAACUUAAUAAUAAUUUACAUUUUAAUGAAUAAUUUAAACAAACAUACAAAAAUAAUAAUAUUUUGUCGAUAAGGUCUGAAAGAAACUUGACAAAGAAAUAAUAGUUAUUUAUUAAAAAAACUUCUUAUUCAUUCUCAUCAAGUGAAAACAUAUAAAUCGUAUGUGCAGUAUUUAACUAUUUAUAAUGUAUCCUAAGUUCGCAUUACUAAUAUUUUCUCUAGGUCAUGUUGAUUGAGCAAACUACGUUAAACAUCACAUUUCAAGCUAAGAAUAAUCUAAAUUCGACGAUUAAGGUAAUAAAUAAACAUUAAUGUUUUACUUCACAUAUAUAACAAAAAAACAUUUAUAGUUACAAUAGUGUAAACCGAGCUAUUGGGUCAAAAGAAGAAUAUUGUAAAUAUGCGUUUAGUAUGAAAAUUGUAACAAGUCUAUAUAGUUGUGAGCAGGUGAUUCAUACCAAAUUUUGGCAAUAACAAAAAAAAUUGACAUCAUAUUCCACCCAAGGAGCUGAGUUCAAAGGUAUUAAUUAGUGUUGAAAGUAAAAUAAACUCUCUGUAUAUAUAUGUUUAGAUAUUAAUAAUAGAUGUGUCUACAAUACAUCCAAUCAUUCAAAUACAUGUGAAAAGCCACAAUGUUUGUAUGAACUUUUAAAUUUUGCUACAAAAUAUUAUGUUAAAAAAUUAAAAGUUAAUUAUUCAAAGAAUACAUAAUUUUGAAUGCACCUGAAAUAUAUGUCUGUCGUAUACACACUUUACCAAUUAUUAAUAUAAGUAAUGAAAAUUUUGUUUUAGAACAAACACCAAAUGUAAAGAAAUUUAGCGAAUGCACAUUCAAAUAGUUGAAAAAUUAUACAUUGAAGGAACAUCUUAAUAUGAGAACCUUCGAUAGUGUAUAUGGAUGCCUUGGAUUCAGACUCUAAACGAACAUUUAGACAAAAGGCAUGAGUUGAGGGUUAGUCCAAACUUAAAAUAUUAGCAAUUGAUAUAUAUUGUAAGAUAUAAUAAUUUGUAUCUUGAUAGAAAAAUUGUCAUAAGAUGCUAUACAAAGACUUCAUGAACAUCAACAAUAAAAAUGAGUGAGGUUUAGAGAAUUUAAUCAUUAUAAGGGAUACGAUGUGUGUCAAAUUUCAAUUGGGAUAAACAUAAUUUAUCCAGUAAUCAAGUAUCUUUUUCCAAUAAUUUGAACUCUGAUUAAUUGGCUGGGAGUUCGUACAAACUCGAGAAUCAUGAAUUGAUAUAUGUUGUAUAAGAUAAUAAAUUUGAGCGUCUUGGUGAAAAAUUUGAUAUAUACGAUCCUAAAUGGGACGUGAUAAACCUUUACGACAUGAUUAAUGAUCAGAGAAUAAAAACAUCACAAGCGAGUGUGCUAACUAUUAAAUAUUAAGAAUUUUCGAUAUAGGCACACCACAUAUUCACUUAUGAAGCGAGAGCAGAAAAUGUAUACAAGAUUCAAAAAGUUCAAACAUAUAGAUAAGUUAACUAAUAUAAAUAAUAAAAUGAACUUCACCGGCCAACUGGCCGGGUAAAAAACUAGUUUGAAAUAAAAGCGAGCAGGAAUUGCCAUCUGAGCAAGCACCAUUGUCAGCUGCAGUAAUAAACAAAUUAUGGCAAGUGAAAAAAUAAAGAAGGGGAGGUAGAAAAAUUCCAAAGUCAAGAGUAGCCAAAAACGGGGGAACAAAAUAUCUUAUCGAACUCUUCAAUAAAUCAAGCAGCGGCGGAUCCAGAACACAGAAGAGCUCUGGGCCGCAUUUCAUUAGAAAAUUAAAAUCGUAAAAAAUAUAAGGGUAAAAUAAUGAAGUCUACAUCCAUACCAAUAGUAUACACUGUUUCAAAUAAAAUACUUGAGCAAUCGACGAGAAAUUCAUCGCUCAUUUUGUUGAGCAAAUCAGUUCUCACAUGUUUCAUUGUUAAAAAGGUUCUCUUCGUAGUAGCUGUUGAAACGAGCAACAUCAACACUAGAUAAAUCAAUCGACUAAUCAAUUUGCAUUGUGUGUCCAUUCCUGCACACCAGCUGCUUUAGUAAAUUUGUAAGGGAACAAACCUCAUAUUUCUUUUAGUCUUUUACGUUUUAAACUUUUUAGAAUUUUAGGUUUCAUUGUUUUUCUAAGACGCAUAAUCUUUGGGGCUAAAAUUUAUAGACUAAAUUUAGAAUAGUGAUUUGAAUAUGUUCAACUUGAUAAUUUUUCUAGUUAAACUCAAUCUUAUCAUAGAAUAACACUGAGUCGAAUGUCUAAAAUCAAAAUUUUUAUAAGGACUAUAGUAACUACCGAUUCAAAGGAGGGUUGGGCCGGGGCCUGGGGUGGCCACCCCCGGAUCCGCCAUUGAAAUCAAGCGUACCAAACAGGUGUCAAAAAAUAAGUUGUUACCAGUUUCUUUAAUGUGAAAGUUCAAAGAAAGAAACAGGAUCGGGAAAAAAGAAAGGAGAAUUUACCUUUGGGCCAGAAGAAGGAAAGGCGAAAUGGGGAAUUUCUUGAAGUUGGUCACUACAAGAUCCCACCGUCUACAAACAGGCCCAGAGAUACGUCCCAAAACUCCGAGGGUAAAAUACUUUGGGUAGCACUUAAGUUUGAGAAUUGGAGUAGACAUACCACUUAAGUUUGAAUAGGACGUCGGGUACCACUGAACUCUAUUAUUUGUGCACCCGGUACCACUUAAGUUUAAUGUUAGAUGCAUUCUGUUAAAGUUAACAGAAUAUUCUGUUUUCUAAAUUUUUUAAUUAGUCCUUCUACUUUUCUUAUUGUAAAGAAUCUAAAUUUUUUGUUACGAUGGAUAAAAAUGCAUAAUACUAAUUUUCUGUUAAAAUAAAAGUCUAGUACCAAUCUUGCCAUACAAAUUAUCCACAUAUAUAUAAAAUACCAAUCUAGCACAUACAAGCAAACCCACAAAUUAUCUAUACAAAUUGUUCAAUCAAAAUAAACAUCCAUUAACAACACGGUUAAUCGAUAGGUUGCUGUAGCAUGGGUGUGGGCGGGUGUCCAUGGGUUGGAUAUUACCUAAUCCCGACUCCAACCCAGUCGUUAAAUAGUGAACGUGUUUCAACCCGAAGGCCGCCCCACAAUCCGUCAAAACGCGGGUUUUACCUGCUUUAGCCAGGUUGGAUCAGGUAGGGUACCAAUAAAUUCAAAUUUUGUUGUCAUCCCUAUUGGUGAGUACGUAGGAUUGUUGUCAACUGGUAAGAGCAAUAUCUUCACUAUUGAAUCGAGUUGUAAGGAUACCUUUUCAAUAUUCAAAAUGUUAGACUAGUUGCAGACCCUCAAUGUUCUUCUCCCCAAAGGCGGGAAUUCACUCAUUAGUGAUCGAACAACUUAACAUACCAAUGAUGUAGACCGCCAACAAUUACCCUAUCGAUCUCUAACCGCACCCCCAACUACUUCGUGCGAGGUCGAAUGAAUGAAUAAUGAUCCACCAAACUUUCACAUGGGGCGUGUUACGUAAAUUAAAUUUAUAAACAUUAAAUGCAAAUGUAUAUAGAGUGUAAAAUAUGUCAUAUCUCAUUAGUGGGUCGUGGGGCUAGAGGGAUGGAUGUGAUGAAUCGAAAAGAGUAUUGGAUCCUCAACUUUGACACAUCAAAAGAUAGAACAAAACACGCGUGGGGAGUUUGGGAUAUGACCCAUCAGUGGUUUCUUCCCAUUUCUAGCUCUCAAGUCUCAUGGGCUUCUGUCCUCCAAAUCAAGCAGACAACCCAGCCGGGGCCUCGUCGAUUCAUAUCCAUCGUGAGCAUGUGCAUGUUUCGAGUUAGGAAGAAGAACACAUGAUUUCGAUCAAUCGAGAGAACGCAGUUUUUUUGUCUCGGAUCCAUGAGCAAGAUCAUGCAAGAGAACGGGAGAAAGGAAGAAAGAUCAGGAAGGUUGAGAAGAUUUUUGGAGUACUGUUGUUGUGGGCAAUGGGUUGUGGUGGCAUUGAUUCAUCGUGACUGGUGAUGAUGAGAUGUGACAGAGGUAAAGGAAAAACAAUAGACUUUUGUUGGUGUUUUCACAAAUGUUUUUCCAUCACGUUUGUACGUUCUGUAUAUCCUUGUACAAAUGUUUUCCCAUCACGUUUGUUCGUUCUGUAUAUCCUUGUCUCAUGUUUUCCUAUUGUCUAUGCCCAAUAUUUGUACUCUCUUAUUUGAUUUAUGAUUAUUCAUUGCCUAAGGGAAAUUAUGACGAUACCCCUCUUAGCUAGGUUGCACCAUAUUGCUUUAUGGAUAAUCGGCUUAAAUUAUGUGCUCAAUUGUACGCUUGAUUAUGGCAGAGUAGGUGUCGAUCAUUGAGUUGUGUGGGUUUUCUCUGGGUCGGUACUUACGUAAAUUCUAAGAUUAAUUCGUUAAAGGUGUGUGUAUUUGAUAUGAUAUUUUGUAAAUCCAAACAAUAGUCCCUAAGUCCCAAUAAAUAUGUACCCGAAUUUGGACCUAUCGAACUCUUUUUUAGUACAUUAAAAGAUAUAUUCAUCAACAAAGUUGACGGUUCGAACUUAAUAAGAUUAACAUGUCCUUUAAGCACAUGAUAAUGUUUUAAUUAAAAAAAAACUUGUCUAUUUUUUUCACUUGAAACAAAUUUAUUUCUAUCUCAAGCCAACUAUUUUCAAAACUGACGUUCCACCACUUAGCUAUAGGGUUUACUAAUAACUACCCAAACUAUUUUUCUAAGUGUAUACCAAAUCCUCUAAACUAAAGGCUUUUGUUGAGCAAACCAUUAAACUAUGCUCAAGAAAGUCAAACGCAUUUAAAUAGUUUUCCCAUUAGUAAACAAAUCAAGUUCACGUUCAUAAUUUUGCCAUCUUAAUUGGUUUUCCAAUUUUUCAAAGGCUGGCCUCGUUCGUGCCUAUUUGUUGAUGAACAAGUUUCCAGAAAACCCACAAGUUUGUUGGAUUGCCUUUUCCCUAGAAAGCAAUCCAUUGAAUUCGUAGACGAUUUUCCUUUUCUAUUUUAAGGGAAGCAUUUCAUACACCUCCGUACGAUACUACACAAAAUUCAACCAGAGUUUUAGUUUAAUCCCAAAUUAGGACUGGGAAGUGGUUAAUAGUGUUUGAUAAAUAUACUUAGAGUUCAACGAGUAAGAAGAGCCGGAAUGGUCAAACAACCGGUAAGAUAAUUUAACCUAUCCGAUUAAAAACCGGUUCUUGUCCUUUCCCCACUUCGUCAAUGGUCAAACAAUCUCUCCCCAACCGGCAACCGUCCCUUUCGUCGCGCUCGUGCUGCGGUGUGGGUGCAAACCGGAAUCUGCAGGCAGACGCACACGUUCCAGUUUUCCUUUUCUAAUUGUAAUUCACUAAUUUGACUAAUUUCCCUUCGUUAUAAUUAAUUCUAACAAGAAAAUAAAUACCAGCAAACAAAAGUGUUUUUGUCUGGGCAUAUUUCCUUAUACUUCAGAUACAAGUGCCGUCUACAAAGUAAUUAAAUUGACCUAAUCAAAAUUUAAUCAUUUAUGUUAUGCGUCUAAACUAUAGUUUCUCUGUUGGAGUUGACUUUAUUUGUUGUAUUUGAGUUAUUCAUAAAUUAAAAUUAGUUACAUAUAGUAAUCUAGGUCUUUUUUUUGUUUCUAAAUGAUUAGCUAGGUCAACAUUCUAGUUAAAUAUAACUCUUCAUGCAUCUUAACUAUAAGAAAAACAAUAAGCGGGA
Messenger RNA from Linum trigynum, 7015 nucleotides. The record is from the annotation of a GenBank genome assembly. NCBI's taxonomy places the organism in Eukaryota, Viridiplantae, Streptophyta, Magnoliopsida, Malpighiales, Linaceae.